AUGUCAGCAAAGCCGUCACUUGUUAUUGGUGAUGGGCUUGAACCAGUCUCGCAAGAGAGUGAAUAUGUGCACGAAGUUUAUAAUGAGAUAGCACAGCAUUUUUCGCAAACCAGGUACAAACCGUGGCCCAUCGUGGAGAAGUUUUUGAAAUCUCAAGCCUCGUUCUCUGUAGGUUUGGAUGUAGGCUGCGGCAAUGGAAAGUACUUGAAUGUCAAUAAAGAGUUGUUGAUUAUUGGAACGGAUCGCUCAGAGGGUCUUAUCAAAUGUGCACAGGAAUUAUCAUUAAAUGAAUACAAUGUGGGAAUCGCAGACGGCCUUUUCUUACCCCAUCCUCAAAAUCGAUUUGACUUUGCAAUUUCUAUUGCAGUUAUCCAUCAUUUUGCUACAGAGAGCCGACGAAUCGAGGCAAUACUGGAAAUCCUCUCCAAAUUGAAAAAAGGUGGUCAGUGUCUCAUAUAUUGUUGGGCUUUGGAGCAAGAAAACUCACGCCGUGGGUACAAGGAAGGAGACUCGCAAGACAUUUUGAUUCCAUGGGUGUUGAAGAAACCUACACCGAAGCAACGACGGGGUAAAGAUAAAGGUAAGGAAGUAUUCUCGGAACCCGCAGCAGAUUGUAUUAAAAAGAAUUCUCUGGUUCUGAGGGAGACGGAGCCAAAAACUGACAACAAGAUCAAUAUGGAGACUGAGAAUAACACCGAGACGAGCACUGAAACCGAUACAACCAAAUAUCGAUAUUACCACUUAUAUAAGGAGGGCGAAUUGCGCAGUAACAGCUUGGCUACCGAUAUGUGCAGAAUAGUGGAGGAUGGAUACGAAAAAGAUAACUGGUGGGUUAUUUUAGAAAGGAUAUAG
Molecule: messenger RNA, 852 nt
Organism: Lodderomyces elongisporus
Lineage: Eukaryota; Fungi; Ascomycota; Pichiomycetes; Serinales; Debaryomycetaceae
Gene: TRM9
Product: tRNA (carboxymethyluridine(34)-5-O)-methyltransferase
Exons: 1
Coding region: 1-852 (283 amino acids)
Biological process (GO): tRNA wobble uridine modification; tRNA methylation
Cellular component (GO): nucleus; cytoplasm
Molecular function (GO): tRNA binding; tRNA (5-carboxymethyluridine(34)-5-O)-methyltransferase activity; S-adenosylmethionine-dependent methyltransferase activity
Source: RefSeq, a predicted model, not a curated record